Messenger RNA from Cottoperca gobio, 1319 nucleotides. RefSeq names its product high mobility group box 1a (gene hmgb1a). The record is from RefSeq and is a predicted model, not a curated record. The transcript is spliced from 5 exons. Lineage: Eukaryota; Metazoa; Chordata; Actinopteri; Perciformes; Bovichtidae. The coding region runs from base 150 to 773 and encodes 207 amino acids. Gene Ontology annotation, biological process: regulation of transcription by RNA polymerase II.
CUGGGCGCUGGCCAAUGGCGUGAGAGCCCCGUCGAGAGUAAUGUUAGAGAGCUGAAGACUGAAGACACUGCGUAUCGCCUGUGUUCCCUCACAUACAGCCAUUGCAGAGCAUUGAGAUCCAGCGAUAGUCUCUAGAUACUGCAGUCAAGAUGGUGAAAGAGGAAGGAAAGCCCAGGGGCAAGAUGUCCUCUUAUGCCUAUUUUGUCCAGACCUGUCGGGAGGAGCACAAGAAGAAACACCCUGAAGCUUCGGUUAACUUUUCCGAGUUCUCCAAGAAGUGCUCUGAGCGAUGGAAGCCGUUGACUGCCAAGGAGAAAGGAAAGUUUGAGGACCUGGCCAAGCUGGACAAGGUGCGCUAUGAUAGAGAGAUGUUGAGCUAUGUUCCAGCCAGGGGAGGAGGCAAGAAGAAGAGAUUCAAGGACCCCAAUGCCCCCAAGAGACCCCCAUCUGCCUUCUUCGUCUUUUGCGCAGAGUUUCGUCCUAAGGUGAAAGGCGAGACCCCUGGUCUGACCAUUGGAGAUGUUGCCAAGAGGCUGGGUGAGAUGUGGAACGGUACCGCUUCAGAGGACAAGGUGCCCUUUGAGAAAAAGGCAGCUAAACUGAAGGAGAAGUAUGAGAAGGAAGUCGCUGCAUACCGCGCUAAGGGCAAAACGGGCAGCAGUGGCGCCGCACCAGCAGCAAAAGCCCCGGCCAAGGCAGAGAAGAAGAAGGAGGAUGACGAUGACGACGACGAUGAUGACGACGAGGAAGACUAUGAUGAUGAUGAUGACUAGUAGAUGGCGAGUGGCAUAUGUAGUGGUCGUUUUUUUGUUUAUAAAGCAUUUAACCCCCUUGUACACACUUCACUUACUGAAAGAAAUACGUUAGUAUCCAAGGGGUAGAAAAACAACAACAAAAAAGGCUGUGUAUAUCAGUUGUUUUUAUGCUGUACAGUUCUUUUCUCCUUUUUGUGUAGUUGACACUACACAAGUAUUGUGUCUGUAUCUUUCUGCCAGUCUUAUUUUUUCAGUGAUAGUCCCUAGACCACUAUCCUGCCUGGUACAGUGUAAAGGGGUGGGCUUACAGUAUUUACCCUAGCUAGCGGUGCACAGCACAUAAAAAAACGAGUUAGACCUGAGUGUUUCUUCUUUUUCUCCAUUUUCCUGUGUGUUUUUAUGUUCAAUGACAUGUUAUCAAAAUUGACGUAUCACAGUUGUUUUACUGAUCUUUAUGUACCACUGUAAUAGCAAGAGUAAAAAAAAUAAAUAAAAAAAAAUCUGCCUUGUUUAUUGUUGAAAUUUAAAUGGCUUCUGAUGUCAAUAAACAUUUUUUUUAAUAAA